Messenger RNA from Closterium sp. NIES-67, 1549 nucleotides. NCBI's taxonomy places the organism in Eukaryota, Viridiplantae, Streptophyta, Zygnematophyceae, Desmidiales, Closteriaceae. The record is from the annotation of a GenBank genome assembly.
GACUCCAAACCGCAGCUUUCACGAACUGCACCGUUGUAUCGAAACCCAAGCACAGACCCCGUAAUUGCCGUAGCGAGCAAGAGGGGCCGGGCGAAGGUGGCACAAGCGCAAACUCGUUGAUUCGAUCCUCUUUUCCUCGCCACGCGCCAUGGCCGUGACGAACUCCUCUAAACCGAAACCGGCAGCGGCGGCUCCCGCGGAUGCUGCGGGAGCGGCAUCGGCGCCGUCAAACCCGUUUUUAGAGCUCUGCAUCCACGUGGAAAAGCCCAGACCGUACGAUCGCGUGCUCCUCGUACGUAAAGCAGCACCCUCUUCCUUGCUUGCAGGAGCCCCCCGCGCGGGUGCCGGGGGCGGCGGAGAGGGAGAGCAGGCGGACGGGAAAGGGGGGGAGGCGGAAGCGGAGUGGGGAGAGCAGGGGCAGGAGGCGCAAGAAGCGGAGGGGGCGGGAAGGGGGAGCGAGGCUGGCCGGGCGCUGGAGGUGCACGGCCUACCGUGCCGUUGGCGAAACGAGCGAAAGCUGCGUGCCAUGUUUGCGAAGUUUGGCGACGUAUCGCAUGUGGUUGUGCAAGGGGACGAGGCGGAGGACAGCAGGCCGCAGCAUUGGCAGCACCAUCCCGCCGCCAUUCCCACCGCCAUAGUAGUCUUCGCACGGCCAGAGUCCCUCCGGCGCCUCUUAAAGACCGCGUCCCAGUCCGCGUCCCCCAAGCCGUCUCUUAAAUCCAAGGCCAAGUCUAAGGCGACUAUUACCGAUUCCGACCUACCGACACAGGAUGGGGAGGCGGAAGGGAAGGGGGAGGCGGAAGGGGAAGGGGAGGCGGAGGGGGAAGAGGCGCAGCAGCCCCUGUGGCCUGCAUGGGGAAUGGAAGGAUGGUUGAAUGCAUAUGCAGAUCAACGGCCAGGAUUGGCGCAUCUGCAGGCUGAGGCAGAUGCUUACAUCAGCGAGUACGAGGACAGGCUUGAGAGGGAGCGCCGUGAGGCGGAGGAGAGAGCACGCAGGUCGCAAGAGGAGGACGGCUGGACUGUGGUGCGUUCGACCUCUGCAUCUCGCCGCAAUCGCGACCCGUCUUCCGGGGUCUCCAUGGGGGUCAUCUCCAAGGCACGCGCUCAGUUCCUGGGAGCCAAGCUGCAGCAGAAGCAGAAGAAGCAGCAGGCUGCAGCAGCUGAAGCCCUCAAGUUCUACCGCUUCCAGCACAGAGAGGCGCGGAGGCAAGAGCUUAUGGAUCUCCAGAAGAAGUUUGACAGCGAUCGCAAGCGCAUUGCCAAGCUUCGAGACGCUCGCAAGUUUCGUCCGUACUAACUGCAGCCUUCUACCUGUAUUCUGUUGAGCCUUGAACAGUGACUGUAUUUGUAUCUGUAGAACGAUUAGGAAUUGGGAAGGUGUGGCUGCUUCAAAUGCAGUGUUAGUAGUGGCUGGGCCAUGUUUUAGUCCUUACCAGCUAUGAAGUGGCUGGGCCAUGUUUCCGUGACUUUGGUCGGUGAAAUGCUGCAAUGGGCUUGGGGAAAUGGUGUACAGCAGUUACUACUAGUGUGUUCUAUUGUAUCUACCAAU